AUUAAAUUCUAACUGGCGUACAGGGAAAGCAGACAUGAUGUUUAUAUUUCUGCUUUCUGUUCUCAAUACUUCUUCUAGCAGCUUCAAUGGGUGUCGUUACUCGUACGGACAGACGAGAGUCGGAGAGGUAAGAUCUAGAGUUCCGGCGGAUGCUGCUAUCCUGCUCCGGCGUUGUCCUCAAGGUUAGAACCGAAGAGGAGUACAACCGCCGGCAAGUGCCAGCAGCUAACAGAAACGAAUGCACAGCAGAUCAGAAGCUUGUAUGCGUCACAAGCGGCGUCUGUUUCCUUGGCAUCGCUAUUGUGAAAAAACUCUUACUCAGAGGCUAUUCCGUUCGGAUCAUCGUCGAUAACGAAGACAAUAUUGAGCGAUUGAGGGAGAUAGAAAUUACAGAGGAGGCAGGAGGAAGAUCGAACAUUACUAUCAACAAUCAGAUCGGAGUUGUUGUUGCGAAGUUCAACGAACUUCAGAGCUUAAUGGAAGCGUUCGAUGGAUGUUCUGCUGUAUUUCAUUCGCCGGCUUUCAUUGAUCCGAGUGGACUCUCCGGCUACUCAAAAAUAAUGGCUGAAGUAGAAGCAAGAGCAGCAGAAAAUAUAGCGGAAGCCUGUGCUGCCACGUCAUCAGUUAGGAACUAUGUGCUUACAUCUUCUCUAUUGACAUGCAUUUGGAGAGACAUUUCCGAUAGCAGCCUUUUUCUCAUGUAGUGGAUCAUAACACAUGGAGUGAU
Molecule: messenger RNA, 727 nt
Organism: Lactuca saligna
Lineage: Eukaryota; Viridiplantae; Streptophyta; Magnoliopsida; Asterales; Asteraceae
Source: the annotation of a GenBank genome assembly